AUGCAAUACUCCGCCGUCGCCCUCCUUGCUCUCGCAGCAUCCGCCUCCGCUGUCAAGAACGGCACCGUUGCCUACACCACCGAGGUCCACACCGCAUACACCACCGUCUGCCCUGCCUCCACCGAGUUGACCUUCAACGGCGUCACCUACACUGCCACUGCCAGCACCACCUUGACCAUCACCAACUGCCCUUGCACCGUCGUCAAGCCAGUGUCCACCUCCGCUGCUGUGUACUGUGCCACCUAUGCCCCAUCCAGCGCUGUCGUUGUCCCAGCCGUCUACACCAACGCCACCACCCCAGUUGUCCCAGCUAAGACCACUGCUGGUGGAUCCGUCGGUACUACCUCGGCCAAGGCCUCCGGCACUGCCACCCCAUCCACCAUCACUGCUUCAGGCGCCAACAAGGCCAUGGCCUUCUCCGGUGCCAGCCUUGCUGGUCUCCUCGGUCUUGCUGCUUACAUCUUGUAA
Messenger RNA from Lachnellula hyalina, 468 nucleotides. Its product is annotated as Clock-controlled protein. The transcript has 3 exons. Lineage: Eukaryota; Fungi; Ascomycota; Leotiomycetes; Helotiales; Lachnaceae. Bases 1 to 468 code for a protein of 155 amino acids. Gene Ontology annotation, biological process: fungal-type cell wall organization. Gene Ontology annotation, cellular component: fungal-type cell wall. The record is from RefSeq and is a predicted model, not a curated record. Gene Ontology annotation, molecular function: structural constituent of cell wall.